Messenger RNA from Lutzomyia longipalpis, 1278 nucleotides. It is a transcript of the gene Rab19, whose product is annotated as ras-related protein Rab-43. The record is from RefSeq and is a predicted model, not a curated record. The transcript has 4 exons. Gene Ontology annotation, molecular function: GTP binding; GTPase activity. Gene Ontology annotation, biological process: regulation of exocytosis; protein secretion. NCBI's taxonomy places the organism in Eukaryota, Metazoa, Arthropoda, Insecta, Diptera, Psychodidae. The coding region runs from base 202 to 858 and encodes 218 amino acids.
GAGAUCUCGGGAAAUUGGAUGUGAUUCAUUUUUUGCUCUGUACUUCAAUGCAGAUUGUCUGUAUGAGUUCUUCAUGACAGCGCAAAUAGUAAACAAAACUUUAAUAAUUUAGUUAGUGGUUGUCGUUUUUAAGGGAAAUCAUUUUCUGUGUGCAUUUCCACCGCCCUUUGCAAUAAAUGUUGGUGAAAGUAUUGGGGCGAGAUGACAACGCGCAAUCCCCACACCCUCAUGGCAAUGUCCGUGGACGAUACCUUUGAUUUCCUCUUCAAGAUCGUCCUCAUUGGGGACUGUGGCGUGGGAAAGUCGUGCGUAGUGGAGCGCUUCAAGUCAGGGAACUUUGUUGAGAGGCACGGAAAUACCAUUGGGGUGGAUUUUUCCAUGAAAACCAUCAAUAUUGAGGGCAAGAAGAUCAAGCUACAAAUCUGGGACACAGCAGGGCAAGAGAGAUUCCGCACCAUCACACAGAGCUACUACAGAUCAGCCAAUGGAGUUAUCAUAGUGUACGAUAUCACAAAGAGAUCGUCCUUCUUGAAUCUCCAACGAUGGAUUGAGGAGGUGCGACGCUACACUGCCUCAAGCGUAAUCCUAAUUCUAAUUGGCAAUAAAUGCGACAUGGAGUCUCUGCGUGAAGUUGAAUUUUCCGAAGCUGAGGCUAUGUGUGAAUUUGUCCCCGAGAUUCUCUUUGUCAUGGAAACCUCCGCCAAGGAGAAUACAAAUGUCGAAGAAGCCUUCCUGUGUCUUGCCAAUGAGCUAAAACGCCGACAUGACACACUCAAUGCUGAUACGGAUGAAGGUGGAAUUGUCUUGGGCAAGAGUAAACCACUCAAUCAAUGUAGCUCCAGUUGCAAUCUCACGUGACUCCCGUCCUUACAAAAAAAAAUAAGGAAAUUUUCUCUAACAGCCACGUAGUGCCUUAAAAGUAAUGAGAUCUAAAGAAGAAAAAAUUGCCGGAGAAUCUCAAUUUCUAGAACUAAAAUCUCUAAUGGCCUAGAUUAGAAAAUUUGUGAAUAUUUUGUCUUUUGUUCACGUGCUUAAUUAGAAUGUUUUUCUUUCUUCUAUUUUCUCUCUCAAUGAGCAAUUUAUUUUCAUUGUCUAAUUUGUGUUAUGCGACAUGGCGAAAAUAUCACAAAAAAAUUUAAUUUAUAUAUAAUUAUGAUUUUAAUCUGUAUAAAAGAAAAACGUGACCUAUUUCUCAGUGAUGUCCACGAACAAUGAUAUUUUAUUUGCGAAUGUAACGUGAAAGUUGUAGAAUAAAAAUAAUAAUUUAAGAAGAUAAAA